Penicillium brasilianum is the source of this 2242-nucleotide messenger RNA. The record is from the annotation of a GenBank genome assembly. NCBI's taxonomy places the organism in Eukaryota, Fungi, Ascomycota, Eurotiomycetes, Eurotiales, Aspergillaceae.
CCCCACUUUAGCUCCGCGUUAGUAGCCCUAUACGUCACUAGCCCUCGUUCUGACAUGUGGCUGUCAAAGCAAUGGGAGACCAAUUCAACUUAUACCGUCCCUGAGAUCUCUACCCAGGAGAUAAUUGCCCAUUUUACUGAAAUUAUUCAAGUUGCCUCAAAACUUCGCUUUGCUGUCUUCACCACAUCAUGGUCACAGACAGGAUCUACAGCAGGUGCAACCAGGCUGGAACUGUAACAUCGGAGCUAGCAAAAGAUCCAUCACAAUGCCCCGGGAAAAUUUUCAAAGAGCUCUAUGAGACCCACGAUCACUCUUUACACCCCAAAUCGUCCAUGGACGGGGUAGACUCCUCGUCAGAUGAGGUUUCUUCCGCCCUGGAGAAGGAAAAGCUGCAAAAAGCAUCAUCUUGCGGAAACUGGGGAGCGUCAGCACCAAGUGAACUGUUCCUGAAGGUUUACCAUGGCGCAAUUAGCUCGUUGGAUAAAGGUCCAUCCUCGGGGGUGCUUUCGCCUCCCUUGAUGGGAAGUACAGGAGUUGUCCCAUUGACCAUAGUCGCACCCUUGCCAGAUCUUUGUCGACAUCUUGCAAACUGUAUAGCUCGAGCCAAACACGAGGUAUUCCUGGGUACGAACUUUUGGGUUCACUCGGAUGCAUCGACCCUGAUUACCAAUGCUAUCCGAGAAUUGUCCAACAGAGCCGGACAGCGUGGUGAGAAAGUUGUCAUGAAGAUGAUUUAUGAUAGGGGGAACCCGCGACAGGCGUGGGAAAAUCGGCUAACAGUCCCGGAAGAGGAAUAUUCGGUCGGAAAAGUUCGACUACCUGCCGCGGAUGAAAUCCCCAACGUCGAUCUCCAAGUGAUCAAUUACCACCGACCGAUCUUUGGCACAUUCCAUGCAAAGUUUACCGUCAUUGAUCGACGCAUAGCUCUAUUACAGAGCAGUAACAUCCAAGAUAACGAUAAUCUGGAAAUGCUCUCACACAUUGAAGGGCCUAUAGUGGAUUCCUUCUAUGACGCGGCGCUCCUGUCAUGGGGAAAGCCCCUUGACCCGCCUCUGCCGCUUCUAAAUUCUCCCGCUAAAGAUGCUGCAAUUCCUUGUAAUGAGGAUAGAAGCCCCGAUCUGGCCCCGGGAGAAACGACCCAUGUCCUUCCGGAACAUACCACGACGUUGUCGCACUAUGAUAUGAGUAUGGCACAGGAAGCACAGAGAGUCAAUAGCGGUGUGUAUUCCAAGGGAGAGGAAUCCCUGACACAAGCUGUCACUCGCCAUUUGAAUACCACGAUCCAGCCUGAGACAACCGGGGAUGCGCCAGAUAGUGAUCAGGAAGUCAGAAUGUCUCCGUACACGUUGCUACCCCCUCAUGACCCAGUCCCAAUGGCCCUGGUAAACCGAGAACCAUACGGAGCCCCCAACCACAACAGCGUCAACACCCCUCAGAAUGGGGCCUGGCUUUCGGCAAUCAACAAUGCCGAACAAUCUAUCUUCAUUCAAACGCCCAAUAUGAAUGCAGAGCCGCUGCUCGAGCCGCUUUUGAAUGCUGUACGCCGCGGUGUCAUUGUAACCUGCUAUUUGUGCCUGGGCUACAAUGAUGCAGGAGAGCUAUUACCUUUCCAAAAUGGCACAAACGAAAUGAUUGCGAAUAGGUUAUACAAGUCUCUUGACUCCGAAAAGGAAAAAGCGGGCCUUCAAAUAUUCUACUAUGUUGGCAAAGACCAAACGAAGCCAAUACAUAACUCAUUCAAGAAGCGAAGCUGUCACAUCAAGUUGAUGAUUGUCGACGAGCAGAUUGCUAUACAAGGAAAUGGAAACCUUGAUACGCAGUCUUUCUUUCACAGCCAGGAAAUCAACGUUCUGAUUGACUCAUCCUUGAUUUGCAGGGAAUGGCUUCGACUCAUUCACCGUAACCAAAACACAGCAAAGUACGGUGCUGCUAGCGUUGAAGAUGGGUGCUGGCAUGACCCUUCAACGGGCGAAAUCCCACCAGGAUCUAUUGGUAUUGAUCCUGGAAGAUUCAGCUGGGCACGUGGGGUGAUUGGCGCUGUGAAGCGAGUUAGGGGAGUCGGAGGGUUUUAAGAUGGAGGUCCUUGUUCCUUGUCGACCUUUGUGACACCUGUCAUUCAUUGAUGGGGUUCCCUUAUACGAUAAUUGUCUGUAUAGCUGCCAUAUCCAUGUAAAUAGGCGCCUAUUCUGUGUUCAUAAUGAUUGAGAUAAUUUUCUGGAGUCUCAAUAUACACAUCAGAAGC